UUUUUUGGUUAACUUUUCGCAUAUAUUAAAAUGAAUAUUUAUGUUUCUCGAAAUAUUACAUUGAGCACCAUGGCUGACUCUACUAACGCUUCAUUAAUAGCUAACAAUGCUACGAGUUUCAAAUUGCAUUCACGCACGCGCAGACACAAACAAUAUAUAACCAACGACAUCGAGAUCAGCUGCUUUCACCCAAUAGGAUCAACUUUAGAUCCUGACGCCAACUGCCACUUCGUUCGCCACAACUAUUACUGCAAUUACGAUACGAAUGGCAUCAACUAUUUAGAAUUUGCCGUCUGCACUGUGAGGAUCGACGAAUUGUCUUGGUAUGGAGAGAUAGGAUAUGUUGUGUGCACUAUAGUUUUGCUACUAUUUAUUGUUUUUUCAUUUUUCAUAAUGACAAAGUGGUUUAUUUUACCCAAUUUGCUAACCUUGCACAAUUGGUGGCUACUCAAUGCUUAUCAGUUCGGGGUAAUUGUCGUCUCGACACUAAUUGUUUUACCGAUUCUAUUUAAAAGUGCAAUGGCUUGCAAUACACCGAAAGAAAGCUAUUCGCUUUUAAUUACUGAUUCGGUUAGUAAGACUUUCACCAUGUACGGCUUCGGUUUGGCACUGAUCGGAAUUAACGCCAAUUUAUCUGUUCCGCCCUGUCGUUUUAUCGCAAACUUAAUAAUGCUCUUAUUAGCAAAUGUUUACGUGCUUACUUUGAUACAUUUGAAAGCCGAGAAUAAUCUGCUACUGAAGGCGGAACAAACGGGUUUAAUGUUGGAAUGGCAUGCGAAAUUCUUUAUAAUCGUUUAUGUGAUUUACCUUUUUGCACACCUAUUUGAUCCGCACAUUACCGCCAUGUCCAGGAAAUCAGUUACAUCACGAGUAGGCUCAAAUCAGUCGAAUCGUAGCCAAUCGCAAACAGGAGCAAGCUCGAUUUCAAGAAGACAAAUUGAAAAUGCUGUUGUCAAUGAGGAUGUAUUGGAAGAAGUUAAUGGCGAAUUUGUGGUAAGCGACGAAUUAACAGCAUUUGAAGUAAAUCUGCGUGCUUUCUAUGGAGAAAUAUUUGGAAAAGACUGUAUUAGUUUGAAUGUUUUAUUUAUUCCCAUUUGGAUUGCACUAACACUACUAAUUCCAGUUAUAAACGAGAAUCGCCCAUUCGAUGGUUGGUACAAGUAUUUAUUAGGUUUGAAUCUUUCAGUCACGCCACUUUUGCUAUUCGGAUAUAUAAGGAAGAUAGACGCCUUAAUAUGUUUUAUAAUUGGAUUUGUUGCCUCUGUUACUCUGCUUUGUGGCACAAACGAUACAGUGCCGCCCAGGUUUUACAAACUCUUUGGCACAAUUGGGCUUUUGGCUGCUUUCAUGAUUUGUCAUUUACUCGAGAAGCAAACUGGCACUUUAAUUCAUCAAUGCUUACAAUAUGCAGCAGGCUGGAAUCUUGAUGCCGCCACCGUUAUUGCUUCUUCUUUUUUUAGCUGUGCCACAGAAAUGAUAAUUGUUUCUGAGCUAAUUAAGGAGGAAAAGACGGAUAUCGCUUUUGGUGCAGUCACUGGCUUGGCAAUGUAUAAUACAUUAAUGAGUACUUUUCCUUACAUUGCAUUCCUCCAGCCUUGUUUUGACGAAACAUCUACGAUUUUCAUCACCAAGAACUGUUAUACUGUAUACGUGUUUCUUUUCAUUAUGAUCGGGUAUACUUUUCUGGGUGUUACUAUUUCCGAUUUUGAACUGCGCCGUAGUUAUGGAAUCUUCUUGUUUAUAUUUUGUUCAAUUUUUAUUUUAUAUUUAAUACUAAUGGUCUAUGAAUUCAUCCAUCCUUAUGGUUCUCAACAUUCUUCAAUAUUUUCGUAUAAUCCUUUGGCACAUGCGGACUGGGCUUAAAAAAUGUAUCUA
This is a messenger RNA of Anastrepha obliqua, 1875 nucleotides long. RefSeq lists its product as uncharacterized. NCBI's taxonomy places the organism in Eukaryota, Metazoa, Arthropoda, Insecta, Diptera, Tephritidae. The transcript is spliced from 7 exons. Bases 31 to 1863 code for a protein of 610 amino acids. The record is from RefSeq and is a predicted model, not a curated record.